AAUUACAGAUUGUGCAUUAUGUCAGGAAACAAUGAAAUCAGUAAUGAUGGUGGUGGUGGUGGGGUCGUUGAAACCGGCGACCAAGUUCAAGCUAAUCCAGAACAACAACGAGGAUUCGACACAUGGACAUUCGUUAAAGGGAUGCUGUACCGCAUUAUGAUUGUUUACUUCGUGACGUCAUUUUUAAAAAAUUUUAUGAGUGGACGGUCUGGUAACAUUGGUUAUAAUAAUACGGGAGUGUCGAACAGAGGUGCCUCUUUGCCAUCGCGAAAUCUUUUCCAACCAGGGCAGAAGUUUGAUCUUUAUAUAUACCUUUCGGAUUCGCAGGAUAGGUUCGAUGAAUUUGAUGACGAAAGUGCACUAUUUUGGAAAGAAACUGGUCUAACAUACAGUGACUGGACAUCUGGUCCAGAUGGUGAUGGUUCACGUACUAAAUCAGCUACGUUUCCUACUCCCAAAUCUCUUGCUAAUAAUGGCUCAUUAUACAUACAUGUGUUCAUUGUAAAGAAGGAUCAAUCACCUGAUCGUAAAAGUCGGCAUCAUGUUAAAAGAGAGGUGUUGUAUAAUGUACGACAACUUAACAAAUACAAGAAGAAGUAUUACAAAAAAACACAAAAUCUGCUUACUGGCAAAACAGAGCAGACCGAGGAAGAACAAAAGAAGGCUGAAGUGAUGAGUUUUGAAGUACUGAAUUAUUGGCAUCCCAAUUUAACGAUCAGUCUUGUCGAUGAUCAAACAGCAUGGCAGAGAGGUUCGUUACCAUCUCCCCUUGAUGAAGCUGUAAAGUUUGACCCGAUUGAUAACACUUACAAGCCCAUAUUCUUUUUCAAUGACUAUUGGAACUUGGCAGCCGACUACAUGUUAAU
Messenger RNA from Loa loa (African eye worm), 866 nucleotides. RefSeq lists its product as hypothetical. The record is from RefSeq and is a predicted model, not a curated record. The annotation marks the transcript as partial. NCBI's taxonomy places the organism in Eukaryota, Metazoa, Nematoda, Chromadorea, Rhabditida, Onchocercidae. The transcript is spliced from 6 exons. Gene Ontology annotation, cellular component: endomembrane system; membrane.